Molecule: messenger RNA, 3762 nt
Organism: Phaeoacremonium minimum UCRPA7
Lineage: Eukaryota; Fungi; Ascomycota; Sordariomycetes; Togniniales; Togniniaceae
Product: putative dna repair protein rad8 protein
Exons: 2
Coding region: 1-3762 (1253 amino acids)
Biological process (GO): protein polyubiquitination; DNA damage response
Cellular component (GO): nucleus
Molecular function (GO): ubiquitin protein ligase activity
Source: RefSeq, a predicted model, not a curated record
AUGAUUGUGGAUGAGUACUCCUAUGUCAAGACAAAGAGUGUCCCUUACUACCACGAGUUCGUGGUCGGCCUUGUUGCCGAUUCCAAGUGGCUCCUUUCAGGAACUCCUCCGUUGCAGAGUUUGAAGGAUGUCUGCAUGAUGGCCCGUAUUUUCGGCGUCCAUGUGGCUUCGCCUGAAGCUAAUCGAAUGCCAGGUUUGCCUGCCGUCACUUCAAAUGAGCCGACAGAGCAGACGGAACCUGAAAAGUUUCGAUCCUACGCAGCAAUCAAAUCGAUUGACUUCACGUACAAGCAGUAUGAGCAAGGGAUCAGCUUUGUCAAGAACUUUAUGAGCUGCAACACAGUUGAUUUCAACAAAUUCGCGCACAAAGAGCGGGUCAUUAUCGUCAGAAUGAACCUCGCAUCUAAGCUGAUGAACCUGGAACUCAAACAGGAGUUGUCCUGCAGUAACUCUGACAUCUACUGUAUGAGUGAGGCAGCCCAGGACGCCCUAGCGACCUACACUGUUGAGAAGGACAAGAAGAUGAAGGUCGUUUUAGCGAGUAAUGCGAUAGAAGCCCGCAUCAUGACUGCCUCAUGUAACUUGGAACACUUCAUGCACGGCAAAACUCUUGACAACUCUAAACAGACCUAUAACCCGACUGAAAUUCUCAAUAAACUUGCCGAGUAUUGCGUCAAAAACGUCCAAGACAUUGGGAAGCAGAUCAAGGCGACCUUUGACUUGAUGGUCUGGCUUCGGAAUAGAGUUCAUCACUUGAACACAAAACAGGGUCCCAAGCAACCUACCCGAACGGCCCCCCAGAUGGCUGAGGACGAGUCUGUUGAAGAACUCAAGGUUGCUUCCCAGUGGGACAAGCCGAAAACCAGCAUUGAGCUUGCGGACGAGACAUUCAACAAGCUGCUGAGACGGAAUGGCACGUACUCCGAGGAUACUUUUUUGCGAACAGUUGUACUGAACUGUCUUACGGCCGGAGAUGUCUCCGAGACUCUACCCGAAUGGACUCGGCCGGAACCCUCGCUGGAUAAUUGGGAUUUCAGCAAGAGCGGACGGGGAAGACAUUCUGCUCUGGACUAUUACACCAUCACAUCUGAGGAGCUUGAGCAGCUUUCUUCAGACGAGCUGCGCGAACUUUUCAUAGAUUCUGCCUACUGGAAGUCUCGUCAUGAUAAAGCACAAGAUUUGACGGGAAUGCAUUCCUGUCACGGAUUAGUGUUCCCAAGCAAUCAUCGAGAUGUAGACCCUCUUGUGCUGGGAAAAUGUCUCGAGCCAUUCAAGGGUCAAUUGACUGGUGAUCUUCCACCAGGUACAGCAAAGUCCAUGAAGGAUUUCAUUUUAGCCUGCUUGAAGGAGAAAGAGGAUGCUGCUAGUAUUGUUGAAGAGGAUAAGCUCACUGGCCUGCUCAAUAACCUGAGCAAAGAUGAACUCUUGCGCCAAUGCAGUAAGAGGGGUCUUAAGCCUACCACGAAGUCCAGGACCAACGAGCAUCUCAGGAAUCUGAUCAUCAGUCAUGAGAAAGGCGUUGCAUCUUUGGAUGACUAUCUGGAGCAACGAGCUCGUUCUGAGGGAGCGAGAAGAUACCCGAAGUUCGGCAACAGAGUCAAACGCAAUAAUAGCGAGACCGAAGCCUCUGUAGACGAUCUUAUGACAUUCUACGAACUUUUCCGUGACAGACUUGAGGCGUUCAUAGACGCAUUACGAAGAUACAAGUUCAUACUCUCCGUCAAGAGACUACAAAAGAGACAAGACGUCCCUCAAGGACACCAAGACGAUCUUUCAUGCGAUUUCUGUCAAGUCAAGAUUGAGGAUCUCGACCAAAGCUUCUUGUUGCCAAAUUGUGGCCACUUCCUCUGCCAGUCAUGCAAUAUGGUCAACCAAAGCGCCUCAAACUCGAGCAAGAUCUGCCCAGUCGGAGGUUGCAACACGAAGUGGCGUGCUGCUCCCGCUAUUCCUUGCUCGAAACUCCAUGAGCCACGACAUGCCAUCGAAAAUGCUGAAAUCGACAUCAGGGAGAGCAACAAGAUACAGGCAGUAAUCAGCUACAUCAAGAAGACCCCUGCAGAGGAUCAUGUUGUAAUCUUUGUGCAGUUCGACGUCCUGAGACAUCAAAUGUCAUCAGCUCUGAAAUCCCAUGGCAUCACUUUCCUGGGCGGGCAAGAGGGCAGUCUGACUUCGAAUGAUCUUGAAAAGUUCAAGCAGGGAGGUGCAAAGGUCUUACUUCUAAGACUUGGGCAGGUUGAGGCUGCGGGAGCUAACCUCACAAUUGCGAAUCAUGUUCUCUUUCCAUCUGCUUUGCAUGAAGCUGAUGAUCAUGAAUUUGAAGUUAUCAUGAGGCAGGCCAAGGGUCGUUGUCUUCGCCGGGGUCAGAAGAAGUUUGUCCAUAUCCGAUACUUUAUUUGCGAGGACACAAUAGAGGAGGAAAUAUGGUCUAAACAGGGCAAAGUUUCGAUGUCAAAUGUCGAGGAAGCUUCCGGAGCACGUGGCAACUCAUCCCGGUUGGAAGGUGGUGGACACCCCGGAGACCGCACAACAAGUGCUUCCCCCCCGCGUGAGGAGAAUCCAUAUCCCUUCGUCGUAAAUGGCCAGGUUCCCAAGAAGGUAAAUCGUUCUCCCCGAGGCAAUGAAAAGAGCACGGAUAUUGAUACCGACAAGGGUCAAUACAUUGGCCGCGCAGCCGAGUUCUCCAAGCAGCCCGUGGAAGCCGGCAAGAUCCGUAUUUCUCGAGAGAAGUUCAUCGCGUCUGAGAAUCGUCUCGCUCAUAAUAACCCGUCUUCGCCCUCAGAAGAGGAUGAUGAUGAUGAGUACGAUGACGAUGACGAUAACGAUAACGAUAACGGUAUAGCGAACCAUGAGGAUCGCAGCGGAGCAGAAAACGUCGAUGAGGACGACGAGAUGGACGCCAAUGAGAGCGAUGCCGAUGAGGACAACGAGAUGAACGCUGAUGAGAAUAAUGCCGAUGCGUACGGUGUCAACGAGGUUAAUGAAGUCGAGAACCGGGGCCAUCACUCUUCGGCCGGCCUCGUUGGUUGGCCCCUACGCAAUGAGUAUGACCCUGAUUUUGUUCCAUCCACAUCUGAUGAGGCAACGGCUGCCAGCAUGCCAGCCAGACGGUCAUCGCGUGUGCGUGGGCAAACCGAGUACUUAAAUAUGACGAGACCGGACGAUGCCUUUUGGGAUGAGAUGGUUAUCGAUGAGGAUCAUGACGCCGGUCAUCACCACGACCACGAUCAUCACAGUGCCCAGAACCCUAUCGCCAGGAAGAAGCUUCAUCGUCCCAUUGUUCAAAACCCCGUUCCUCUGGACCAGAGAUGUUCUCACUGCGCCAAGGAGGGGUGGGAUUGCGAUGGUGGUCAUCCAUGCAGCGGAUGCAAGGGUAUGCAGACCAGCAAGAAGAACCCAGGAUUCGCACACAAAAUGUGCAAUUACGACCAAAAGGUGUAUGUCCAGCCAUCCAUCAUCAAUGUGCCAAAGGACUUCAAGGGCGAUCGCCGGGAUCGAGGCUACACCGAUGACACCUACACUCGACGCGUCGGCUGCGCAAGUUGCAAGUAUUCACAUCAACCAUGUGACGGCUACGCCCCUUGCGCUCGAUGUAUCAGGAAGUGGAAGUUGAGGAAUCUCGACGGAUCGCAGCGCGAGACUGAUCGCGAGACCGCUGCGGACUGGCGUGAGGUGUGCUGGCCAGGCACCUACGGCCAGUUCGAAUCCUACCUGAGCGGCUCGGGGGGGCGAGCUGCCUCUCCGGAGCAGCGGUUCUACAAUUAG